This is a messenger RNA of Homalodisca vitripennis (glassy-winged sharpshooter), 702 nucleotides long. RefSeq lists its product as uncharacterized. The coding region runs from base 1 to 702 and encodes 233 amino acids. NCBI's taxonomy places the organism in Eukaryota, Metazoa, Arthropoda, Insecta, Hemiptera, Cicadellidae. The record is from RefSeq and is a predicted model, not a curated record. The transcript has 3 exons.
AUGGAGAGAACAGGCAGGAUCAAACCAAGAAACAAAAAUGAACAAGAUAUGAUUUUGGAGGAGUUACUGAAAAGCGUUGGUGACGACUCAGAAAUAGAAGGUAUGUCGGAUGAUGAUGUGGAAGAAUCAACAAUAGUCAACUUGACAAAUUCUCUUAGGCAAGAUCCACUUGGUCAUUUAUUUCAGUUACUAAACAAUAACGAAGAAGAUUUAGAGGGGGAAGAUCAGGGUAAAGGUACCAAUCUUCCAAUGGCUAAAGAGAUGGGGUUAGGGCCAGCAGUUGUUGUAAGACUGAAAGAGAGUAUUCCUCCAUUAAGUGUAUUGUACUUUGAUAGAUAUUUCACAACUAUCUCUCUGAUGGAAAAACUUAUUGCUGAACAAUUUUAUGCAACUGGAACUAUGAUGACAAACAGACUUAGGGAAAUAAGAUUUAAUCCAGAACAUCUAAAGCGGGGGCAGUAUGAAGAAAGAGUGUCUCCAGAUGGCAAGUUAGUGGCUUUGAAAUGGAUGGAUAACAAUAGUGUUGUUAUUCUUUCAUCGGUGUGUGGGAGUCAACCAGUGACACUCGUUCAAAGAUGGUCCAAGAAAGAAAGCGUGUACAUAAACUUUGAGUGCCCUGCAGCAAUAGUAACAUACAAUAAGAACAUGGGAGGAGUUGAUCUGUUAAACCAACUGAUUGAAGUUUUACAGAACCUGGUUUAA